GGAGAUGGAGUGCGAGCUGGGCCGGGGGCGGGGAACGGGCGGGGCGCGCUUGGGGGCCGGGCUAGCUGCUCGGUGCCUGUACUAUACUAGUGUAGUAUUUGAGCUCAGUUUAUUCAGCAUUAGAUGAGCAUAGCAGUGGGAGGAAUUGGAGUCGAUCGUAGAGACCGGCGUUAGCAAACAUGGAUACACAUAUAACUGAUAAAGAACUGUUUGAGAUAGCAAGGAAAGUGUGUUCUUCGAAAGUUUCUGAUCAUCUAUAUCAGGAUCUAGGACUCAAACUCGGACAAAGUCUUGGAAAUUUGGAAAGAAUACUUCUUGAAAAGAACAAUGAUUACCUCAGAAGCACUAUUGAAAUUUUGAGGGAAUGGAGGGAUUUGUCUGAGGCAGAGCCGAAGCGGAGCACACUUGAGGCAAUUUUAUCCUCACUAAGAAUCAAUACAUCUUCAUUGCAUACCGCACAGUCAAGUCAGUCAUCUUUAAAACAGUCUCCUGGUGACAUUCCAGAACCUAUCACUGGGAUGAUAUCGGGCACCGUCCUACGAGAGAUAGCCGACAAUCUGGAAACCGAUGACCAGAUGGAGCGUUUAGCCAAUGCCUUGGGUUGUACCAGAGCUCAAAUCAACAAAUGCAACACCACCAAUCGGUUGACUGGAUCUGUGACAACCAAAGGGACGGUUGACUUGCUGACUUCCUGGAGGGCAACAGUUCAAGCUGAACACCAGAUGAGCAGGAUGCGUGAUGCAAUGACAAGAGCCAAGCUUCUCAUGAUCAGAGACACAAUACUAGUCAGAGCUGAAAAACAGCAACAGGAAGAAAUAAGAGAGUAUCAGAGAUGCAGAGAAAGUCAACAACAGCGAGACCUGGCUGUAUCAAAUAGUCAGGAAGCUACAACCUCUGUGGAUGGUUCUGGAGAUUCAUCAUUUUCUAGCCUCGGUUCCAUGGACUCUGGAACAAAUAGAUCUUUGACAGAUCAAGGAGAGCCAGAACGUAACAUCUAUCUUGAAUUCAGCCAAGAGACGAAUCACGUUUGUAAGGUCAAAGACAUCAUCAGUAGAAACAACUGGACUUUGGUGACCGCUGCGGAUGCCGUACUUGGAGUUCCAAAGAUGAUAAGCAUCGAGGAUGCUCUGGAGGCCUGCUCUCACGUAGUCCUCAUCAUCACAAAGGAGGAUUGUGAUACGGAUGAUCUUUACCAGACUAUGACGACACACAUGGCUUUACAUCCAAGGGUGGAUGGGGGUAAUUGGAAGGGCCGGGUGAUAGUAAUCCGAUGCUGCGACGAAACACACCUUCCGCGUCACUUGCGGGUUCUAAAUAAUGCACAUAUCGAUGAUAGUAACCUCGAAGAGCGCUUGAGGAAAGCCAUUAGGGGUCAAGCGGGGAAGAAAGGAGAAUCAUCAUCUGAUGUUGGUACCAACUCCACCCAGCCGAUGGAUGAAUCCCCCAGAAUCCUUAUGAGUACUGAACCAGGCUCACAACCUACAACACCGGUGGGUUCAGAAGUGAGGCAGCUCAGCCAGCAAAUUUCCUGUAUGUCAGUUUAUGGAAAUGUUUACAAUAUUGAAUCUGUGAACAUUACAUCGGGCAGCCAUGGCGUGCCACAGGAACCCUCCGUGAUCACCCGGCAGGAGCUCAGUCAACGGUUGAACGGUCGUCGCAUAACAUUGGACGAUUGGAGAGGUCUUGCCGUUGCCUUAGGAAUGGAGGAAGUCAUUGAUAGUCUGGAAGAUCUAACAGACCCUACAGGGAAUCUGAUUAAUCUUGCAGAGCAACGGAAGAAGAUCUGUAGCCCUCAGGAUCUUGAGGAUGCCCUGAAGCGGAUGCGACGAGACGAUUGUGUGGAAGUUUUUCAGGGUGGUCCAGCACAAUUACCAUUCAACAACCGACAAAUGAUUAAAGACCGGAAGAGUAGCAGUUCUAGUAAUGAUUGAUGAAUCUGUUACUGUGCUGGCAUGGUUUAGACAAAAAGUUCUGGGACUGCAAAACUGGAAUUUCACUGCAGAAGGGGACACAUCUUCUGCCGAUUAAUAAUCUAGUCUGAAAUAUUCUAUUAAGAAAGUAACAGUUCUAGUGAUGAAUGUUGAUUCUUUCAUUGUGUAGCAGGGUUCGGAAAAUCUUGUUGAACCACAAAACUGAUUUGACAAUGAAGAAUUUCACUGGAGAAGGGGUUAAAUGACACAUGUUAUGCUGCUGCGUAAUCUGGUAUAAAGGACUUCUUUAACUUGGUGUCUGUCAUUUUGGAGAAGAUGGGAGGGCCCUGUUAAUGGUGGCAGAUCUAGGAGGAUUACAGGUUUAUACCCGCCCCCCCCCCCCCUCAAACUCCAACACCCCCUUCUCUGUUGAAGAGGGUCAUACAAGCAGAACAAGCUGGUGUAGGUUUCAAUGCGUCGCGCAGCUCAUUGUCAUUGGGUCAAACUAUGGACCUAUUGAGAGAUGGACACCCAUUGAAUAGUUAAUGAAUUCACUAACAUGUGACCAUCAUUGUGCUCUGAAUUACAUUCUCUUCAUAUUUCUCAUCCUACCGUGUUCCGGCGUCAAUUCGGCUAUGAGCUGAAAGAAGCAGUUCGUGAAUAGACAUUGAUAUUGCAUAAACUGUAUGCGCAGAAGAUGAUAAAUCACUUAAAUCCUAGAAAAUUGAUGUGCAGUUCUGGCUUACCUUUGGAAAUCUUAGUUCCAUGUGUUUUGCUUCGGAAAAUGUAUGCAUAUUUUAAGAUAGAGGCAAUAUUGUGAUUGAUUGUCUUUUAUUUAUAAUCCCAUUUUUCUAAUUUUCCUCUUAAUAUUCCAGAGAUACAUGGCUCAUAUCGUGCAGAGAGCGUUUAUCUCUCAAUGUUAUUGAGGUCAUUAUGUGCGUGCGGAGGUAUGCAGAUCAAAAUAUGUCAGAAAUUAUCUGCUUCAAAUCUAAUGCAUGUUGAUUGAAAAGCAUUUUCUACCAUGUACAGGGCAUCAGCCAACAAAACCAAAACCAGGAAAGCUGCCCCUUUGUAUAUAAUCAGAUAUGCCUUGGUAGUAGCUAUUGUCAAAACACCUGUAUGUUCUCAUUAAGAUGCACAUAGUUACUAGAAUAAAACACUGAUGGGGGACUGUGCUCUCACAGUAAUGUUGUAGGACCACCAAAGUUCUGGAAUCGACCGGUUAUUAAGUUGGAAUUGAAACAAUGACAAAGAAUCAAAACUUAAGAAAGAUUCAAUAGUCACUUCCCUUUUGUAAUAUCAUAAAGGCUAGAAAUAACAUAAGAAAAGGAAAGUGGAUAUGUGACAUCAUCAUCAGCCCACCUAAUGAAUAUUCAUGAUGACAUAACUGUUUAAAAACUUUAUAACCUUUAAAAUUCAAUAACUUAGUUAUUUGUUAUCUGAUUUUGAAGGAGGUUUCAGCAUUUUGCUCAGUGAAUUUUAUUCUAUUUAGAUAUAAUUAUCUAUCCCAGCGUACCCCUGUCAAACAUAACAUGUAUUCAAACUUUCAAAGUAUAUAUUUUAUUAAAAGAUAAAAAUGGUAAUUUCAGUGUCAAAAAGUUAACAAUGCUGCUAUGUAUAGAUUGUUAUGUCUGAUGUACAUGAGUCCACCGAUGGUAUUCUACUUUAUUUUUUUUAUUGGGAACUUAGGUGUUAUUCUAGUUUGAUAGGAAAUCAACUUUGAGACUUAAUGGAGUCUACCUCCUGUAUUGUAUAAUCUGGUCAAGGGAUGCUUUGGGCUGAAGAUAUUUAUAUCUCAAUAACUAGAGUAUAAUUCACAGAGCAAAAAGCUGAAAAUUUGAUCAAAAUCGAAUAACAAAUAACGAAGUUAUUGAAUUUCAAAGAUUUGCAUGAUUCCGGUGAAACAGUUCUAGGCAUAUCUUCAUGAAUAUUCAUUAGGUGGGCUGAUGAUAUCAUAUCCCCACUAGUUCUUUUGUAUUUUACUAUAUGAAAUUAAGUUUAUUGAAAUAUUCCUACCAAGAACUAAAACAAUUGGAUUGACAACUGAUUAAGUGCAUUAGUUAUUUCUUGCUGCAACUUAUUUCACAAUAAUGGAAACACAUUAAUGAAAAAUCGAAACAAUUAUGAUUUCUUGUAAUAACGUUAAAAAAAAGUGGGGAUGUGACAUCAUCAGCCUACCUAAUCAAUAUUCAUGAAGACAUGCCUAGAACUGUUUCACCGGAAUAACGCAAAUCUUUAAAAUUCAAUAACUUUGUAAUUUGUUAUCUGAUUUUUAUGAAAUUUUCAGCAAUUUGCUCUGUGAAUUUUACUCUUUUUAUUGAGCUAUAAAUAUUUUCAGCCUGGAGCAUCCGUUUAUAGUGGAUUAUGAUAUUUGAUAUAGAAGAUCAAAUAGUGCAGAUAAUGAUUGAAUACAAAACUUGUGUUUUUUAAAAACAUGAAUAGCACUUUUAUAGAUUGUUAUAUUUUUACACAGAUUUUUACUCAUGUAAUGUACAUUAUGGUGUACCAAACUGCCAGUACUAUUAUAUUAGUUAUUAUCUAAUACAGUUAUUAACACAUUGUUGAUACGUAUAUGUAUGCUGAUAACAUGGAGCUAUACUCUUAAUAGCUCCAUGGUUAUAAGCUGGUGGGGUAUUUUUUAAACACAGGAUUCGCGUAAUGUGUUUAUUAUGUACAAACUUUAUUUGAUGUUAUUUUAUACGGCAUUUAUACACACUUGUUGUCAAUGAUUAUAUUCCAUUCCUCAAUCAAUUCAAAAUACUUUCAGGAAUUCAAACGUUUUUUUUUUAUUUGGUACUCUUUUAGAACAUAUAUCUGGUAUUACCACAAAUGAAAUGUUGAUACAUAUAUAUGUAUGCUGAUAAUUGUUUAUUUUGUACAAUUAAAUGUACUUAUUAUUACUUUAUUUGAUGUUAUUUUAUACGGCAUUCAUACACAUUUCUUGUCAAUGAUUAUAUUUCAUUCCUCAAUCUAUCCAAAGUACUUUCAGGGAUUCAAUUUUUUUUUUUUUUUGGUACCCUUUCGAAAUAGCCUAUAUCUAACAUUUCAUUAAACUGAUAUAUGUGCCUUUAUUGAUAAUAAUGAAUGAAAUGUACCAUUAUUUGGAGAAUAACCGUUGAUUUCUUAUUCAAAUGCUUAAUAAACCUUUCAUAUGUAUGC
This is a messenger RNA of Lytechinus pictus (painted urchin), 5069 nucleotides long. RefSeq lists its product as uncharacterized. The record is from RefSeq and is a predicted model, not a curated record. The transcript is spliced from 6 exons. The coding region runs from base 180 to 1931 and encodes 583 amino acids. Gene Ontology annotation, molecular function: protein binding. Gene Ontology annotation, biological process: signal transduction. Lineage: Eukaryota; Metazoa; Echinodermata; Echinoidea; Temnopleuroida; Toxopneustidae.